Iphiclides podalirius (scarce swallowtail) is the source of this 8592-nucleotide messenger RNA. The record is from the annotation of a GenBank genome assembly. NCBI's taxonomy places the organism in Eukaryota, Metazoa, Arthropoda, Insecta, Lepidoptera, Papilionidae.
AUGGAGGGAACGCGCGUGACGCACCAGGGCUUGCGAGCGCAUUCGGCGGAGGGUUCCGCGGGCCGCAUCACCCAAGCGGGCCUCGCCGCGCGGAGCCCUGAAGGCACCGCUGCCAAGGGAAUGGCCAUUAAGGGCCACGAAGACCUGUGGGUGGAAAUCCAGGCCAACACCUUUCGUAACUGGGUCAAUGAGACACUUAAGCCCAUGAAUAUAAAGGUUUUGGACUUAGUGGAAGAUCUGCGCGACGGCACAGUGCUGUGCGCCCUGGUCGAAGCUUUGCAGGGUCGGCGUCUCAAAGGGUGGAGCAGCAAUCCAAGCAACCAGCACCACCGGCUGGAGAAUGUGACCACUGCGUUACAAGCAAUAGAGGAUGAUGGCGUCAAGCUAGUCAAUAUAGGUAAUGUCGACAUUGUAAACGGAAAUCUGAAGUUAAUUCUAGGAUUAAUAUGGUCGCUCAUAGUAAGAUAUCAAAUCGGCCGAAGCAAAUUUCCACCAAGGAAACUGAUGCUAUCGUGGCUGCAGGCAGCUUUACCAGAGUGUCGAGUCAGCAACCUGACGACGGAUUGGAAUAGCGGGGUACUGCUGUCGGCCCUCCUCGACUAUUGCAAACCUGGCAUAUUCCCGCAUUGGCGCGAGCUCAAUCGCCACGAAGCAAUAGAGAACUGCCGCCGCGCUAUGAAACUGGCCUAUCGCGAGUUCGAAGUACCGAUGGUGUUGGAACCGGAAUACCUGGCGUCACCUUGGCUCGACGAGCUCUCCGGCAUGACGUACCUGUCCUAUUUUAUGAAGCCAAACUCGCCCGGCUUCCGCGCAACCCUGGAAUGGGUGAACUCGAAACUGGAGAGAGGUGUCACUAAUUUUACAACAGACUGGAACGAUGGGAGGGUAGCAAAUGAAUUGGUUAGAACCAUGGGGGGACCAGCACCACCACCCAGCAGGCUGCGUCGUGAUCCGGCACGUUGGGAAGAAAACAAUCAGCAAGCCAUAGACGCCGCCAAGAAAAUUGGAGUUCAGCCAGUACUUUCCGCGCGCGAUAUGAGCCAAAACGACGUGGAGCAUUUAGGUGUAAUGGCGUGGGCUUCCCAAUUCCGCAAUGUGCCACCACGGCCGCCAGUCCACGAUAUGCUACGAGUCGCUCUCGACUCAACUUCUGGUAGAGUCGGUGAACCAACUUACAUAAGAGUAGAAAGCAUUUCCAGCGAACUUUCUAUAUCUGAGGUGAAAGUUUCCAUUAUAAAUCCAUUAGAACAAGAAUCAAGACUGAAAUUGGACUCGAGAGGGGCCGGAGAAUUUGUACCAGAACACGCUGGUAUGCACGAGAUCGUGCUAACAGUUGACGAUAUAAGGGUCGAUGGCAAAUAUUUCUUUCGAGUCCUACCAAGAUUAGUGACUGUUCCGCCACCCGGAAUGGCACCUUGUGCUGCGGGAAGUAUCGUCGAGGUGCUUGUCAGUGCUACAGGCGCUCCGAGGAGGGAGGAUAUUGACGUCACAGCGCAUUCACCAAGCGGUCGGGCAGUUCCUCUGGAGCCGCGCCAUCCGCCACCCUCAGCACCCGGCACCACUGCUUCCAGCGCCACAUUUAAGCCGGACGAAGCUGGAACCUGGACCAUUGCUAUCACCUAUAAAGGCAAACACAUUCAGGGUGGCCCUUUUACUUGCGAAGUGUUCGACCCGGCAGGAGUGAGGCUCAGCCCCGGGGCAUUGGAAGGGGCCGAGCCGCUGAAGCCACACUCUUUCGAAUUGGACACGAGUGGGUGCGGUGUGAAAGGCGACCUGCAAUUAGACAUUGUUCACGACAAACGGAGCGUGAUGUGCGCGUUGGAGAAACUCUCCAAAACAAAAUACCGCGCCACGUUCAUGCCUAAAGCUCCAGGAAAACACAGACUUUACAUUUAUUUUAAUGGUUACGAUGUUCACGGCUCACCGCACGUAUUUAGAGUGGGAUCGAGGUCGAAAAAGCCACGUGACAGCGCAAGUCCAUCGUACAUGAGAAUUUCAAGUCCAGUGACACGGCUGCGCUCGGAGAGUCCACUCAAUCAAUUCAACGCGUACGAUACAAAGCGUAACGCGGGCUCAAUGGACCGCCGGGACGAGGGACGUGACUCCACCGACUACUAUAAAUCCACCGACGUGAAGGAGAAGAGCUAUGACGUCAUCGAUUCCUUCGAGUCGACCAACAAGAAGGAAGGCUACAGAUACGAGGCGGAGAGUCCCAGAAAUCGGACCGCCAGCCCUAUCACGUCUAAGCAUUUGGGUAACGGCUCCCGCCUAGACGUGAACAGGUCCGGCAGCCCCUUUAGAGCGGGAAGCCCUUACAGGGCGAGUAGCCCAUACAGAGCGACGAGUCCGAUAGGAAGAACAGCAAGUCCUUUAGCGAGGAAAGACAGCCCGUUGAACAGAACCGCCAGCCCAAUUAACAGAGUAAGCAGUCCUACGGAGAGAUAUAGUCCUGUCACUACGUCGAAGCGUGUUGUGGAGAAACGCUCGAAUUAUAAAAUGUACACCUCGUUCAGCGGAUCUCAGGACAACCUUGACCAAAGCCCUCUCACCUCCUUGGAAACAGAGCGUGUUCGGGGCUUCAACACUCCCGGUGCAAUUGACAACAACGAGCCGGGAGGAAAAUCAUAUUUAGGGAGGAAAGACUCAUGGGAUUCAGUAGAGAAAACGAGACAAAUGCUUAGUUCUAACAGCCUGUACCCGGCGGGCUCCGCGGAGCGUGUCUACGGCCAGAACACGCUGGAGAGGGAGACGCAGCGGAACACGCAGCUGAACCGAUUCAGCGACUUCACGCGCGACACGUUCAACAGGCAGCUCGACCGGUUGGCGGACGACCGCGAUUCCGAGACCUACACCAGCCGGCAGGAGUAUAAGCGAGAGGUCCGCGAGAGCUCCUACGUGGUCCGUGACUCCUCGUACAGCAGUGUGGAGGAGAAGGAGCAACAGCAGCAGUCUUUUUUAUCCAAUAGGCCCCCCCGCGUCCCUACCGGGGGGGCCCUUUCUGAAACGGAUGCAGCGCAUGCACGUUUCAGACCAGUUCAAAGGGAAAACAUUAGAGGUGCCAAAGGAAUAAUAAUUAAACCAACUUACAAAGGAGUUGUUGGUCAACCUGUUGAAUUUGUAGUGGACGGCAGCUCAGCAGGUCCUGGCCAGUUGGAGCUGGAAGUGUCGAGCGGCAACGGAACACUAGUGGCCAGUUCUGUGAGGCCGCUCGGUGGCCACCGCUACGUGGCCUCCUUCACGCCGCGCGUUCUGCACCCGCACUCAGUCCGCGUCACCUUCAACGACGAACAUGUUCCAGGGUCCCCGUGGAAGGUAGAGGUGAUGGCGGGGCCGGCUGGGGGUGGCGGGGGCGAGCCCACCAGGCUCAUUCCUGCGCGGGUGCCGGCCAUUUUCGAGAUUACAACCUCUCCGGGAGCACCCACAUUCGGCAAGAACGAGGUGAGCGUCACGGUGACAUCUCCGUCCAGGCGCCCGGUGACAGCGAGAGUUCUGGACGUCGCCGAAAGGCCUGGGGUGUACCGUAUUGAAUUCACACCGGAAGAGGUCGGCACACAUCUCAUCGAUGUUUCGAUCGCAGAAGAUAAGUUAGCUGUGGGGCCGCUGGUAGCCAAAGUGUACGACUCAAGCCUUAUCAAAGUAACGGACGUUGCUAACGCUGUAGUUGGACAGCAGUGCCAGUUUAGAGUGGAUGCCAGCGCUGCCGGUGAAGGGCAAUUAGAAAUUUCAAUAAAUGAGGGUGAAGUCCCCAAUCACGUACAAGUAGUUGGUGGUGGGCGAUGUCUCGUCUUCUGGAGGCCUGAAGCUGCGACACCCCAUCGAGUAGACAUAAAGUUCAACGGAGAGCCGGUACCCUCAUCGCCGUUUGUUUUUGACGUCGCUCCUGCCCAAAGAGUUACUAUAGACACAUCACAAAUCGAAUUAAUACCAGUGGGUGAGGCCGCGUCAUGUUCAGUACGAGUAGAAGGUUCCGGUGGAGGAGAACUUACAGUUACCGUGAGGGGACCUCGGGGCGAUGUACCAGUACGCCUCACCGGUGACGCUGCAUCAGGGCUAGUAGCUAGCUUUACACCGAAAAAUGUUGGCCCACACACUCUUACAGCACACUACAAUAAUCAACCAGUACCUGGAACACCCUUUGUAUGUAAAGCAUAUGAUGGAAAGUUGGUGAGUGUAAGUGGUGGUGCAUCUGCACGCGUUGGGGUUCCAGUGCAACUGGCGGUAGAUGCAGCACAGGCUGGUGAAGGCAAUCUUGAGAUCACGGUGGCUGCAAGAGGUUUAAAUAUUCCAACACAAGUUCAUCCUCAGGGAAAUGCUCGGUUUACAGUGUCUUUUACACCUACUGAAGCAUGUGAACACAUUGUUAAUGUUUCAUUUAAUAAGAUGCGGGUACCAGGCUGCCCCCUCAUUGUAGCUGUAGCAGAAGGAGGUGGUGGCGGCGCUAGAGUUACAUUACCAGGUCCUGUACCCCUACACAGGCCUGCAGCAUUGACAUUACACCAUCCUUCUGCAACUCUUGACCAAAUAGAAGUUAAUGUAGAGGGUCCGAAUGGGGCGUCCGUUCCCGCCGCCGUCGCCGCCGCCGGGCAGUCCGCUUUCCGCGCGGAGUUCGUGCCCCGAGCCGUGGGCGAGCAUCGCCUUAACGUGCUCGUCGACUCCGUGCCCAUACCGGCCAGCCCCUUCCACCUGAAGGUCUAUGACGUCACCGCAAUACGAGUCAAGGAUGUAGCGCAUGGCACCGUUGGAAAGCCGGUGACGUUUCUGGUGGAGACGAUGGCGGCGGGCCCCGGCAACCUGGAGGUGACGGUGAACGGGGGCCGCGUGCCCACCGCGGCGGCGGCGCAGGGCGCGCACACGUACGCGAUCAGCUUCACGCCGCGCGACCCCCGCCCGCACACGGUCGAGCUGCGCUUCAACGGCGACCACGUGCCCGGCAGCCCGUUCGUGUGCCACAUAUCGGCGCCGGCGCGCGUCAUUGGCGCAGGCUCGGGCGAGUCGCCGGACAAAGUGUCCGUCGGCGACGCGUACACCUUCAGCGUGGACUCGCCCGCAUCGCCGCUCGUCGAGGUCCUGGGGCCGGCCAGGAGGCCCGUGCCGGUGCAGGUAUCAGCUGAGGAGACUGUUGGGGAGAACGAAGCUAGCAAAAGAUACACCAUCUCUUUCGUGCCUGUCGAUGUAGGCGACCACAGUAUUGAGGUGAGGGCCGGUGCGAUGGGCGGCCACGUGGAGGGGAGCCCGUUCCUCGUCAAGGCGUACAGCGCGGCGCGUGUUUCCGUCACGGACAUAUCGCCCGGCGUAGUCGGGAGGCCCGUCUCGUUCACCAUUAACGCUUCGCACGCCGGCGCUGGGAACCUGGAGAUAAUCGUGGCCGUCAACGGCAGGAACGUCCCGAAUUACGUGCAAAGCGAGGGCAACGCUAGAUUCAAGGUGAACUUCAAGCCGGUGGAGGCGGCGGUGCACACGCUCUCGGUGCGCUUCAACGGGCACGCGGUGCCCGGCUCGCCGUUCUCGUGCACGGUGAGCGCGCCGCCCGCAGCGCCCGACGCGCGCGCCACCGGACCCGGCCUAAGUUCCGCUGCGCGCGGUCAGCCCGCCGACGUCCACCUCACGGGCUUCCACACGGGCGAGCCGACGGUGUACGUGACCGGACCGGGCGGCAGCACGGUGCGCACGCGCGUGACCGCACUGGGCGACGGGCGGUACACGGCGACGUACACGCCCGAGGCGGUGGGCCGCCACAGCGUGCAGGUCACGUGCGCGGGCAGACACGUGCCCGGCUCGCCGUUCACGUGCAACGUGUACGACGUGCGCCGCGUGCGCGUCACCGGCCUCGGCCCCGGCGAACUUGAAGGCACCUUAGAGGGUUUGAAUUUGGAGGAGGGGGCGGAAGAGGAGCGCGGGGUGGAAGUUGGCAAGCCGGUAACGUUCAGCGUGGACGCAGCCGGGGCGGGAGAGGGCACGCUAGAACUUGUUGUCUCUACUCCUUCCACUACUGUUAAGGCAGAGGUUGUAGCGGUAGCACGUGGCCUCUAUGACGUGACCUUCGUACCAGUGUCACGCGAGCCGCAUCGUGUCUCAGUCACCUUUAAUGAGCAACCAGUACCCGGUAGCCCCUUCAUCUGCCGAGUUAAUGAGCCGCUUACUUACGUACAAAUCGGAGGUGUGGCCUCUUUAGAGAUCGAUGAAAACGUUACGGACGUCGAAGUGUUGUCCCCGACUGGUACUAGAGUUGCAGAUAUUACUAUGGAAGACUCCGGUCUAUUAACAUUCCCCGUUAGCCGCGUCGGGAGAUACGUUGUAAGGAGUAACAGAGGACCUAUAGCAGAAGUAGAAGCUCUCGAUGCAUCCGCAGUUAAGGUGUUGUCUAUUGGUGAUGCAGUCGCCCACAGACCAGCUUUAGUUACUGUGAGCACCAGCGGCGCGGGCAACGGGCGCCUCUCGGGGCGCGUGACGUGCGGCGGGCAGACGGUGCCGCACUCGGUGAGGCGGCGCGGCGGCGGCCGCCAGGAGCUGCUGUGGCACCCGGCGCGCGCGGCGCCGCACCGCGUCGCGCUGCUCUGGAGCGGCGCGCCCGUCGCCCGCGAGCCGCUGCUGCUCGACGUGAUGCCGGCCCACCACGGCCAGGAGGUGGCGGCAUCAGGCCUAGGGUUGUACCAAGCGCAAACGGGGAAGGUGGCGUCGUUCAGCAUCGACACCCUGGGUCGGCCCGCGCGGGAAUUCGACGUGGUGGUCUCAGGGCCCGGCUCUAGGGCCUUGCCGGUGCGCUGCUACCAGACCAAGUCGGGCCUGCUCCAGGCCGAAUUCACUAUCGCCGACGUAGGGCAGAGCACCAUCGAGGUUCUACAUCUUUCAAAGCCCGUCACUGGCAGCCCGUUCACUUGUGAAUCGUUCGAUCCGAAUAAAGUCGUCGUGUCUGGUCUUCCCACUGGGAAUAUCAUUGCGCAAACUCCAAUCAACUUCACAGUCGACACCAAGGAGGCGGGCGUGGGCGAGCUCGAAGUGGUCUGCGAGGCGAUGGGCGAGCGGCGAGUCCGGAUGCCGGUCGACGUGCGCGAAGACGGGCACACGUACCGCGUGCGGAUGCGCCCGUCCGCGCCCGCGCACUACCGCAUCUACAUCGCAUACGGCGGGGCCCAGGUGCUCGGCAGUCCGGUGUCGCUCGGCGUGCUGAGCGCGCGGAGCAGCGCGGCCGCACGAUGCGCCGGAACGGGGCUGGCGCACGCGCACGUGGGCAAGGAGGCCGCCUUCACCAUACACUGCGCGGACGACGCCACGCCCACCGUGCAGGUGGAGAGACUAACUGAAAGCAAAGAAGACGAAUCGGAUACCGGUCUAUUAGAGUGUCGAGUAGCGGCUGGGGCUUCCCGCGAAUGGCUUUGUGCCUACAUACCGCUUGUUGUCGGUCUCUACGAGGUCCGAAUAUUCACCAGCACCGGUCCCUUACCGGGCAGCCCAUUCUCUGUCAAGGUCAUAGAUACAUCGGCGAUUGUUCCGGUCGGAGGCUGGGGCACGGAUAACUCGGGCAGAGUGCGUGCCCCGUCCAAACUCGUUUUGGAUAUCAGUAACGCUGGGCCCGGAACUCUAGAGUGCCUACUCGCUGGUAGACAUCAACGCGUGGAGACGGUGUCGGGCAGGGCGGUGGUGACGCUCGCCGCGGCGGAGGGCGUCAGCGGCGAGCAGGAGCUGGAGCUGACGUACAACGGCGCGCUGGUGGGCGGGGCGCCGCGGCGGGCGCUCGCCGCCUCGGGCAGCACCGCCGACCGCGUCACGCUCGCCGGCCGCGGGCUCGCGCACGCCGCGCCGCACACGCCCGCCGUCUUCACCAUCGACGGCAGCGCGGCGGGCCCCGGGGCGCCCGAGGCGUCGCUGGUGGCGGCGGACGGCGGCUCGGUGCCGGUGGCCCUGGCGGCGGCGGGGCCCGGCCUGUGGCGCGCUUCGUACACGCCGCGCCGCGCCGGCGAACACCAGCUGCGCGUGCUGUGGGCAGGCCGCCUGGUCAAAGGCUGCCCGCUUACUGUGAACGUGGCAGCGGGCUCCGAGCAGCGGCGACGCUUCGCGUGUGACACGCGGCGAGCUGGACCCGGCGAGCUGACCGCGCACUGCACCGGCCCCAACAAGGUGGCGUACUGCGAGCUGUACGAGCACGGCGACGGCACGUUCACGCUGAACGUGAAGCCGGCGGAGGCGGGCAGGCACGUGCUGAGCAUACAGUUCGCCGGCGAGCACGUGCCCGGGUCGCCGUACGUGCUCAAGGUCGCCGGCGCCCCCGACCCCUCCAAGGUGCGCGUGUACGGCCCCGGCGUGGAGCCGGGCGUGCUGGCCACGUUCCAGUCGCGCUUCCUGUGCGACACGCGCGGCGCCGGCGCCGGCCAGCUGACGGUGCGCGUGCGCGGCCCCAAGGGCGCCUUCCGCGUCGAGAUGCAGCGCGAGAGCCAGAAGGACCGCACCAUACUGUGCAAGUUCUCACCCACCGAACCCGGCGAUUACCGAGUGGAGGUGCGCUGGGCCGGCCGCCACGUGCCCGGCUCGCCGUUCCCCGUCAUGAUAUUCGACACGCAGGAGGAGCUGCGCAGAUACCUGCAGUCCAUCGCGCCC